AGUCACUCCUCCACCUCCCCUAUCCAAGCACAUCCAGCCUCCAUCCAUCCCCGGAGGAAAAUCAAGGCGGGAUCACGGGGAUCGAGAUCACUGUCAAUUCGCGUCCGUGUCAAUUCGCGUGAAUUAUUCACAUUACCAAUAACAACAACCUGCUGUUGAACUGAUACAUCGACAAGAGGACACUUGGAUACCGGGAGGAGGACGGUAUGGGGGCACACACGGUGGCAGUUAUGGUCUUACUUGCGGCGACCUUGACGCUCUCAUCCGAGGUGCCUGCUGAUGACUCGGUGGGUUUGCUAACCGAGCCGCAGGUGGCCAUGUUUUGCGGCAAGCUCAACAUGCACAUCAAUGUGCAGAGUGGCAAGUGGGAGUCGGACCCCUCCGGCACCAAGAGCUGCGUCGGCACCAAGGAGGGCAUCCUGCAGUACUGCCAAGAGGUGUACCCAGAGCUUCAGGUCACCAACGUGGUGGAGGCCAACCAGCCCGUCAGCAUCGAGAACUGGUGUAGGAAAGGCCGCAAUCAGUGUCGCAGCCACCCUCUCAUCGUGGUGCCUUACCGCUGUUUGGUCGGGGAGUUUGUGAGCGACGCCCUGCUGGUUCCGGACAAGUGCAAGUUCCUGCACAAGGAGCGUAUGGACCAGUGUGAGAGCCAUCUGCACUGGCACACCUUCGCCAGAGAGUCCUGCGCAGACCGCUCCACGAAUCUCCAUGAUUACGGGAUGCUGUGGCCGUGCGACAUCGACCGUUUCCGAGGGGUGGAAUUUGUGUGCUGCCCGGCAGAGGCAGAGCAGGAGUCGGACAGCGCAGCACUGGACGGGGAAGAGUCAGACGUGUGGUGGGGCGGAUCUGAGCUUAACGAUAACCGUGAGAACAGCAUGACGGAGCAGGCGGACAUGGAACCCACCGCUGCUGAGGAGGAUGAGGAAGAGGAUGAAGACGAUGCUUUUGAAAGGGAUGGUGAAGAAAAUGAGGAGGAGGAGGAAGAUGAGGACAUGACCAAUGAGCGGGAUAGCUAUGAACGCAAUGCAAAUGUUGCCAUGACAACCACCACCACCACUGAAUCCAUUGAGGAGGUCGUCCGAGCCGUUUGUUGGGCGCGUGCCGUGAAAGGCCCGUGUCGCGCCAAGCUGGAGCGUUGGCACUUUGUGCCCAAAACGGGCCGAUGCGCCCCCUUCUUGUUUGGGGGCUGCGGGGGCAACAGAAAUAACUUUGAUUCUGAGGAAUACUGCCUAGCCGUCUGCAGCAGCUCGUUACCCACCAUGGUGCCCAGUGCUCUGGCUGCCGUGGAUCAAUACCUGGAGUCUCCCGGUGACGACAACGAGCACGCCGACUUCCAGAAAGCAAAGGAAAGCCUGGAGGCCAAGCACAGGGAGAAGAUGUCGCAGUUGAUGAGGGAGUGGGAGGAGGCUGAGAGGGAGGCCAAGAACCUGCCACGCGCUGACAAGAAAGCUGUCAUUCAGCACUUCCAGGAGGUGGUGGAGGCUCUGGAGCAGGAGGCUGCCGGAGAGAGGCAACAGCUGGUGGAGACCCACAUGGCCCGUGUGGAAGCUCUGCUUAACAGCCGCCGACGCAUGGCUCUGGAAAAUUACCUCAGCGCACUACAGGCCAACCCUCCACGGCCUCGUCAGGUGCUCAGCCUGCUGAAGAAGUACGUGCGGGCCGAGCAGAAAGACCACCAGCAUACUGUCAAACAUUUUGAGCACGUCCAAACUGUCGACCCCAAGAAGGCUGCACAGAUUCGGCCUCAGAUUCUAACCCACCUGCGUGUGAUUGAUGAGAGGAUGAACCAGUCGCUGGGUUUGCUCUACAAAGUGCCCAAUGUGGCCAACGAGAUACACAACCAAGUCUCUGUCAUUGUGCAGAGAGUCCAGUCUGAGAUGUCUCAGCAGGUGUCCUCCCUGCAGAGUGACGCCAGGGUGGAUGGCAGGAUGAGCUACGGGAACGACGCCCUCAUGCCCGACCAGGCCUACAGCUCCGCUCCUAUGGACCCAGGCCUUGACGGGCUGGGUUUCAUCCACCCUGAAAGCUUUAACCAGCCCAACACUGAGAACCACGUUGAGCCUGUCGAUGCUCGGCCAGUUCCAGAUAGAGGACUACCCACACGCCCUGUGUCUGCCCUGAAGCCAGAACAGAUGCCCCAAGUGCGGCUGGAGCCCAAGGAGAGGCAAAGUGCUGGCUAUGAAGUCCACCAUCAAAAACUGGUGUUUUUUGCUGAAGACGUGGGCUCCAAUAAAGGCGCCAUCAUCGGGCUGAUGGUGGGAGGCGUUGUCAUAGCGACCGUCAUUGUCAUUACCUUGGUGAUGCUGAGGAGGAAGCAAUACACGUCUAUUCAUCACGGCGUCAUCGAGGUGGAUGCGGCGGUGACGCCGGAGGAGCGUCACCUGGCCAAGAUGCAGCAGAACGGCUACGAGAACCCCACCUACAAAUUCUUUGAGCAGAUCCACAACUAAACAAAAUCAGCCUCCUCUCCCCCUCCCGCUCGCAGGUUCUGUUCCGUUGUCUUGCUACUCUUGAGCUUUUCCGAAGGGCGAGACCGCUUUCAGCGUUGGAUGGGGACGAAUCUUUGUAGUUGCAAGUGAAGGAGACGUGGAACAAAGCCGUGUGUGAAUCCCUCAAUUUGCACAAAGUCUAACACUCAUUUAGCCAGACAAGGGUACCCCGUGUCACCUGCACAUCUCAAUCACAUGAACCCUUGCAGUGUUUGUACUCGACAACCUGUUGACUGACUGUAGAUCUGUCUAGAAAUAUAUGAAGAAUAUCGUGUCAUUACAGCACUCGCCGCAAAACAUUUCAAGUUUGUUUGAAAAACACACAUAAGAAUGAAUCGUUGCUGUUUUUUCGAGUGUAAUGUAUAAAGAAAGAAAUUAGCUACAUAGCUACAUACAAGUCUACAUAGUGCAUGGCGGCAGUAAAAACAAGGCCGGGUUCAGGGGGGUCCAAAGUUUUUCCACCGAGGGCCGCAUACAGAAAAAUGAACGGACACAAUAAGAGAUGCUAGAACCAAUGUAGGUCAACAUAAGCUAAGCUACCUGUACAAAACAUCCAUCAGUGUUUAUCUCAUUCAAAAUGGACUCAUUUUAUUUUGACACGAUGCCGUGCUUUGGACACCCCCGUCUUAGAUCUCUUGGCAGGAUUGUACAUUUCCAGUGUCUUUUCUUUGUGACCUUGUGCGAUAUGAAGAGGAAGAAAAAUAUUCAAGUAGCUUUAAACUGCCCUUUUUGUUUCUAAAAAUCUCCAUGCUUCACCGUUGCUUUAGCUGCAUGGGCAAAGAAUACAAAUACUAUAUGUAAUAUAUGAACUUGUAUCAGUAUCCGAAAGGAAGAUGAUUUUGUUCAACUGUUUGCGUUUUAUGCACUCUUGUCCUUAUUUUUUGUUGUUUUUGGGGAAAAGUCAAAUUGUUAUCACCACAAAAUAGUGACUAUUAUUGCUGACAAACACUUAUUGGCCUAGUGGGGGCGUACUAGGGUGAGAUAAUCAUCGCCAUCAUUCCAGAUAAAUCAUUCCAUUGUCCGUUAUUGAUUGUACAUUGGUUGUUAGGGGCUCAGGUGGCCCGUUUUUUUUUUCUUCAUUUUUUAUGAUUAUUUAGGACAACAGUGGAACCUCCUAAGCUGAGCACAAACUGAAUUGGAGGCACUUUUCCCCACAAAACAUAAUGCAAAUAGAAGUACAGUCAUCUCUCCUUCAUCACGGUUAAUUAGUUCCACACGUGAAUUUCCGCCAAGUAGGAUUCCUUGUUUAUAAAUGGAAUAUUUUCGCAGUUCGAGCAUAAAAAAUAAUUAUGGAUUACAUUUUGUAGAGUUUGGAAGGCACCCAGUGCGCUUCGCAAUGAAGCGAACCCAUUAUUCAUUCACUCCUCAGUCACACACUGUUGGUGGUUAUCUACAUCCGUAGGCACAGCUGCUCUGGGGUAGUCUGACAGAAACGUGGCUCCCAAUUCGCUCUCCAGUUCUUCAACCACCGCCAAACAUUCAUUCACAAAAACCUGUUUACAACCUUCUAAAUACAGUUGUUAACAUUAUCAGAGCUUUCUAGACAUAAAAUAACACCCCUACAGUCACAUUUACAGUCGUAUUACCCAAUAUAGUAGCUGUAGGUGUAGACUCACAUAUGAUAGCAUUGGGAGAAGUCCUUGUUCCUUUUUACUUGCGGUUUCUGCAUAGUAUUCCCUGUGGUGGCUAUUGUGUCAUCAGUGUAACAUUACUGACACUUGACCAGUGUAGAAUACUACAGAUCAUAAUGCAUCUUUCAAUGCAUUUCUAAAUGCCUUAUAUUUGCGUUUUGAUUAGUUAUUAGUCAUUUUUAUGCUUGAAAUGUAGGCCGAAAAUACUUAAACUUUACUUAAACAUGCAUAAUUUUCAAUAAUAGGCCGAAGUUGUGUGGCUAGGGAUUACUGUAGUCACUGCCGGCGUCAAACUGGUCAUCGUCAAACCAUUAUCAACUGUACGGGAAUGUUUUAACUAAAAUUCCUGGCAUUGUUCAAAUGUAAAAUAAAACUAAAUUAAAACUGCUCACAGUUUGAAGACAAAUAUUUAGCACGGUAACACAAAAAAGUGCAGUUUAUUGACAAGCGCGUUCAUUAUGCUAGUCAUUAAAAAGUGUGCUUCCGAGCUGCAUGCUGUUUACAUUUGCUCUGCCUGGUAACGUUUUGACCAGAAUGUAAGAUAAGCCUGAAUGCAAGACAUCUCUUGUCGCUUGUUUUUGGAAACACUUUUUUUUCUACAUAACUGGUAGACUGCAAAAGGGAGAAAAAAAAGGAUACAGUAAUCCCUUCUCACUUCACAGCUUCACUCUUAACACAAGGUUUCCCCCCCAAAAAAAUCCUGCUAUUUCAGGGUUGAAUACAUACAGCCUAUUAGUCAAAACAUAUGCAUAUUUAAGCAAAUGUAUUUUGGGCUAAAUGAACUAAAAUCCAAAUACAGUAUAAGGCAUUCAGAAGAUGCUGUGAUGAUAUGUAGUAGUCUACACUGGUCACGAGGGGUCAGUAAUUUUACAUUGAUAGGUACAUAGGUGUCACUUCAUGUGUAGAUGUUCAUGUGAUGUUAAAAUCCGUAUUUAGAAGGUUGCAAACAUGUUUUUUUUUGCUCGGACUCACUUGUAGAGAGAGAGAAGCAGUUUGGCGUCACCUGUUGGUUUGCUAAAGCUCUAGACCCUGUAUAUCAGACUACCUGUCUUGAUCAGACUAUUUGGACCAAUGCUGUAAUUGUUUUGCUCAGCCGGACCCUUUCCUUUGUCGCAUUUCUGGUUCUGUGGUUAUCACCUAUCAUCUUUGGAAGUUCCACUGUAUAAGAUUGAUUUUAACGCCCCAUCUUCACUUUCCCCGUCUUGUUUCGUCAUUCUGCAUACGUAGCGUCCUGUUUUCAGUGUCUGAAUACAACACAUAUCACAUCCCUACACUGACAUGUGAAUUGAAGCUCUUAUUCAGGUGAAUGUUUUAAAAGGAGGAACCCCCUUUUUGCUGUGUAUUUAAAUUAACCAUUUGCUUCAAAGGUUUCUACUUCCAUAUCAUGAAUAAAAUUUUGAAUGUA
Messenger RNA from Dunckerocampus dactyliophorus (ringed pipefish), 5525 nucleotides. Its product is annotated as amyloid-beta A4 protein-like. Gene Ontology annotation, molecular function: serine-type endopeptidase inhibitor activity; signaling receptor binding; heparin binding. Bases 207 to 2450 code for a protein of 747 amino acids. Gene Ontology annotation, cellular component: membrane raft; cell surface; early endosome. The record is from RefSeq and is a predicted model, not a curated record. Gene Ontology annotation, biological process: central nervous system development; axonogenesis. Lineage: Eukaryota; Metazoa; Chordata; Actinopteri; Syngnathiformes; Syngnathidae. The transcript has 18 exons.